Messenger RNA from Oreochromis niloticus (Nile tilapia), 1931 nucleotides. It is a transcript of the gene minpp1a, whose product is annotated as multiple inositol-polyphosphate phosphatase 1a. The record is from RefSeq and is a predicted model, not a curated record. The coding region runs from base 55 to 1446 and encodes 463 amino acids. The transcript is spliced from 5 exons. Gene Ontology annotation, molecular function: inositol phosphate phosphatase activity; acid phosphatase activity. Lineage: Eukaryota; Metazoa; Chordata; Actinopteri; Cichliformes; Cichlidae.
CCACAUGAUCGACGUCAUUCUCUGGUCUGCGCACGGCCUCACAAGUAACCCGUCAUGACGACCGUUUUAAGGAAAACCGCAGUUUUUUAUUUUACCAUCAUAACUGGUAUUUCCAGCUGUUUUUGUACCGACGUGUAUUCAGAGAAGAACCCAGAGAUCCCAGCAAUCGCCAAAUAUUUUAGCACGAAAGGAAGGUAUGAGGAAGUGAACCCGUAUCUCAUAGAGGACAUACUUGCUGUAAACAGAUCAAUUUUACAGCCUCCGUCUGCAGAAUGUCGCCAAAUCCAUCUGACAGCCGUAAUAAGGCACGGAACCAGAUACCCGACAUCUAAAAACGUCAAGAAGAUGAAGAAGCUUUACGACGUGGUUCGGGGCAUCGGUGUUUCCAACAGGAACUGGCUGCGUGAACUGCAGACCCAGUGGAGGAUGUGGUACACUGAGGAUAUGGACGGACGACUCGUCCAGAAAGGUGUGAACGAUCACAGACACCUGGCUGUCAGGCUGUCAAAGCUGUUCCCCUCACUGAUUUCAGAGGAGAAACUUCGAGGUGGACUUAUCAAAUUCAUAACCAGCUCAAAGCACAGGUGUGUCAACAGCACACUGUCCUUCAAGGCAGGACUAACAGAGCUGUGGGAUAUUAAAGAUAUGGAGUUUGAUCACGCGGUGAACGAUGCUCUCAUGAGGUUUUUUGACAAAUGCACCAGGUUUUUGGAGGAAGUUGAUAACAACCCAUCAGCUGUGACAGAGGUGGAGAAGUUCAAGGAAGGGCCAGAGGUGAGGAGGGUCCAGCAGAAGGUUGCAGACAUCCUCAACGUCCCAUACAGUUCCAUCUCAUACGAUAUGGCCGAAGCUGCAUUUUAUUUGUGUGCGUAUGAGUUUGCCAUCAAGACUGUGAACUCUCCAUGGUGUCGUCUCUUCGAUGAGGUCGAUGCACAGGUAGUGGAGUAUGCAAACGAUCUGAAGCACUUCUGGAAAAGAAGCUAUGGUUAUGACAUAAACAGCAAGUCCAGCUGCAUUCUCUUCCAUGACGUUUUCAGCCGUCUGGGAAAAGCAGCUGAAGAGAACAUGUCAGGCCAGCAGGUGACUGAAGCUGUGACAGUCCAGGUGGGCCAUGCAGAGACCCUCCUGCCUCUGCUUACCCUUCUGGGCUUCUUCAAUGACAGCGAACCGCUGACAUCAACUAACUUCGCUGCACAGGCCCAUCGUUCCUUUCGCACAAGCCAUAUGUUGCCCUAUGCAGCUAACUUGAUCCUGGUGCUCUAUGAUUGUGGGGGCAACCUCAGACUGCAGCCACUGCUCAAUGAGAAGCCUGUAACAUUCCCCGGUUUGGCUGAUCAGGCCUCCAUGCCGCUCUAUCAAGAUGUCUUAGAGCACUACAAGGAUCUGCUCCAAGGCUGCGACUUUGAAACUGAGUGUCGGCUGUUCAAGCAGCCUGCUGAAGUUUAAGCAAGCACGGUAUUUUCAGGAAAAAAAAACAUUUUACCAGCAUUACCUGAGUCUGAAUGUGUCUAUUAUGUAAACCAGAUUUUCACUCUAGCAAUCCAGUCUCUCUGAAACACCCAAAGAUCCCAACCUAUAAUGUGAAUUUGAAGUUCUUGUACCGUUUAAGUAUUACCGCUGCUAUAAUAAAGUAUAUAGCGUUUUUUUUUGCAAGAUUCGCUAUUAUCACUACACAACCUAAUGCUUUCAUUAAAUAAUUCAUUUUUGCAGUGUAAGCAUUUAUGUCUUGCAGAUAAGAUCACUCGCUUUUCUCAGUUUUCUGUCUUAUUUUUAAGGUAAAGCAGUGACAAACUAGUUUAAAUGCACUACCAUUUGUGGGCAAGAACCAUCUUCUAGUAUGGGGGUCACAAAUUCUUACGUUUUUAUGAAAAGACAUGUCUGCAUGUUUGAUUUUUUAAAAACCAAUAAUAAUAAAAAUGUUGGACACCGGG